GCUUAAGUAAUAAUGCAUUUGGUUCAAAAAAGAAACAAAAAGAAAUUCCAGAAACUUCAACAGAAGAUAAACAAGAUGAAAAUGUUGUAGAAAACGUUAAAGCUGAUGAAAAACAAAAUGAAAGUCAAGAUAACAAAAAAGAGGAAAGUAAACUUAGUUGGUUUGGAAAAUUUUUCACAAAAAAAGAAAAUGGGAAAGUUGCAAAUUUAGGAGAAGAAAUUUCAUUUUAUUAUGAUCCUGUUCAAAAAAGAUGGGUUAACAAAAAGGGUGGAAUGGAAUCUUCAACUUUAACACCGCCACCACCACCACCACCACCGACUAGAGCAAAAACAACAUCACCAACCCCCUCAGCAUCAAUGGCUGUUUCUAAUAACAACAGCAACAACAACAAAAAUUCUACAUCAUCUGAUAGCUUAAUAGGACCGCCACCAGGUAUUAAUCCUAAAAAUAUAUCAACAACAACAACACCGCCACCGUUAAGUAUAGGAAGCCGUAGAAGUGCAUCUAGCACAAGUAAUCGCCGUCCUGUUCGAGCUAGAUAUGUGGAUAUUAUGAAUCAAAUACCACCUUCAAAUUAA
Messenger RNA from Entrophospora sp. SA101, 578 nucleotides. The record is from the annotation of a GenBank genome assembly. NCBI's taxonomy places the organism in Eukaryota, Fungi, Glomeromycota, Glomeromycetes, Entrophosporales, Entrophosporaceae.